AUGGUAAGUGGAACGAGUCCAGCACCGAAUCAGGGCUACACUGUCGCAUUCUGGCGCGGCCUGUGGUCAGAGACCGUAAACCACAGCGAGGGCCCUUGGACAGAAGUUGUGGCGAGUCAGUGUGCGGGUAUUACGCCUAUGGACCCCGUCAUCAUAACGCUGGAUGACGUAGCUGAGGCGGUCCGUAGGGCCCCAAACUGGAAAAGUCCGAGGCUUGACGGGCUGCAUCACUACUGGUUGAAGGAGUUCGUGGUGUGUCACGCUGUGCAAAGUAAGAGCUCUCAACCAGGAGUCGCUCCCGAGCCUUUUCACUACUGGGAUCACUCAUUUACUUCCUAA
Molecule: messenger RNA, 339 nt
Organism: Parnassius apollo (apollo)
Lineage: Eukaryota; Metazoa; Arthropoda; Insecta; Lepidoptera; Papilionidae
Source: the annotation of a GenBank genome assembly